This is a messenger RNA of Phlebotomus papatasi, 1586 nucleotides long. Its product is annotated as ELAV-like protein 2. The record is from RefSeq and is a predicted model, not a curated record. NCBI's taxonomy places the organism in Eukaryota, Metazoa, Arthropoda, Insecta, Diptera, Psychodidae. Gene Ontology annotation, cellular component: ribonucleoprotein complex. Gene Ontology annotation, molecular function: RNA binding. The coding region runs from base 1062 to 1571 and encodes 169 amino acids. The transcript is spliced from 4 exons.
GAAACAAAUUCUUAUUUUUUUGUAUUUAUUAUAUAAAUGAAGUUCAUUAUCAGUUCAAUUAACUGAAAGUUAAAACUGUGCUGCAGGACAAUUAUACUGAAAUUUGGAGAAAAUGUAUCAAAAAAAAUUCCUUAGUUUAUUUUGAUUUUUUAUGAGGUUGAGUGUGGUUCGAACGGGAAAACAUUUGUUCUAAGCAACUGCCUUAGUUAGACGCUGAUCCCCCUCUUCACUUAGAAGUAGGUACUCUUUAAGCAUUGGCAGAGUGAAAAGUGAAAAGUAUUUUCGUAUAUGUGUGAGUUUUACCGUCACAGACUGGUUCUGUAAAUACAAGAAGCAGCCUUUUUAGAAACAUGUAUCAAAAUUUAUGUAAUUCUUAGUUUCAUAUAAUUAACACCAAUGUAUAUACAUUACCAGUAUAACAUAUGAAAUCUAAAUUAUAAAUAAUAUGAGACUGUAAAAUAUAAAUAUAUAUUAAUUUGGUUAUAUAAAGGUCUAGGAUGAGUGAGUUAAGUAAAUUGCAUAGGAUUUUUAUAAUUGAAAAGAAUUAAAGUAAAAACUUCAAAUUUGCAUAAUUGAACGAAAAACUAAAAUUAAUGGCUUACCUGUAAAAUUUAUACAUCAUCUUAUCAUCAUUUUCAACCGUUUAUCCCUAUUGGGGUCGCGGGGAUCGCGGGCAAAAAAUUUAAAUAUCAAAAUUUAAACAUCACACGUCAUUAAUAACAUUAAGAGAAAAAAUCAUAGUCAUUCCUUAAAUUUUAUGCUGUUAAUACUGAAUAUGUGAAAGUUGUGUAGAAUAAUAUGAGGAACCACCUUGUACAGUGGCACAGUACGGUGAGCUAUUUUCGUAAAUUACUGUGUUGGUGGUGCUUCUUACAAAAUUUUAUAAACAAAAAUCUGCAAUCCACAAAGCCAAAUAAACUAGUAAAGUGUAGCUUCUUCUUUUUUUGGAAAUUUCGUGCACAAAAACAAAUUUGUGCAGAUUGAGGAAAAAAAACUACCAAAAACCAGGAUAAAAUAAGUAUCCAACAGUAUUACUGAUUUCAAUUGCAUGAUAGAAGGACAUGACAAACGGCAUGAUUGAGACCAAUAGUAGUCAACAGAACUGCAGUAGCAGUAGCAAUGGCGGCAGUGGAAAUCAAGAAGAAUCCAAAACGAAUUUAAUUGUCAACUACUUACCCCAGAAUAUGACUCAAGAAGAGAUUCGGUCUCUAUUCUCCAGCAUCGGCGAAGUAGAAAGUUGCAAAUUAAUUCGCGAUAAGGUUACAGGACAGAGUUUGGGGUAUGGUUUUGUAAACUAUCAUCAGAAGGAAGAUGCAGAAAAGGCCAUUAAUACACUUAAUGGGCUUCGCCUACAGAACAAGACUAUUAAGGUGUCAUUUGCUCGUCCCAGCUCUGAGGCUAUCAAAGGGGCCAACUUAUAUGUAUCGGGACUUCCGAAAAAUUUAACUCAAACCGAACUUGAGGCUAUGUUUAGCCCCUAUGGACGUAUAAUUACAUCACGUAUUCUCUGUGACAAUAUUUCAGAAUGGCUAUUUGUCACUACAGGUGGAACGAGUAUGCCGGGUACGUAAGAGUGGUUUAAGCAU